UCCUGAUGGUUUUGCCCAGCGCUGUGAGCUGCGCGCGCCCUUGCCAUUGGGCUAGGGAGGCGCCGACCCCGCUCGGAAGUGUAACCCAGGGCUGGUUUUGCCGCUCAGCGGGCAGAUGGGCGCUAGUGACACGCUGAGAAGGAUGAAGCCUAUAUCCACCGAGCCCACUGUGCGCCGGGCGCCGAGAUGGCCGCGACUCCCUGCGGCCUCCAAGAACCACAGGGUCCUCUCGAGCUCCCAGGCCCAGCUCGCCAACAGGUGCGCGGUUCAAGGCCAGGGGAUCGGGACCACCCUCGGACCCAGCGGGUCAAACAUCCGAGAGGCCAGAAGCCAGCUUCCAGCUCUGGGUGACGGGGUGCGGGCUAAGUGGGAGCCUGAUUGCAGGGAUGGGACGUGUGUGUAUGUUCCGGAGUGGAGGCUCCAGCAGGCAGCUCAGAGAAUGGCCGCACGGAGCUCAGCUCCCCAGAUGGCCUCCCCAAGGCUACCCGGCAAAGAGCAAAGGAUCAAGGGACAAGGCGCCAGCAGAGGGAUCGGUGGAGAGUUCCCGCGGCAUCCCUUCAACACUUCCCUCUCCUCAGCUCCCUUUCGAGCCGUUUUUUGGUUUUACACACACCACCUGGGAGAACUGUUAAUGGCGAAUUAGUUAGGGGUCGCUUAGGCGUGGCCAGAAGUUUCUUCCCUCCCCGCCCCCGCGCAUCACGCCUCUUCCACGGAUGACUUGAACUCUGCAUCACGUCUGUCCGAUCCCUAUUUGGGCCGCGGCUUCCGAGCCGCGCUCACCGCCUAGGCGCGCUCCCAGCCGAGGCGCGGCUACAAGUGGGCGCACCGCGCGGACUCUGAUUUAUGAACCAGAGGCUCAUGAGAACCCCAACGCUUUGGCUGGGUUAAUUUUUGUCAUUGUUCCUCAUCAGGUUGAGAUAGUUUGAAGUUUUGAGGCGGCUUUUAUUUAUCACCCCGCACAUUUGAAAUACAGUGGGACAUAAAAAUAACUGACUCUGGGACUCUGGCGCAAUGUUGGAACCGUCGGGGAAUAAUUUGGCUAACUGACUUGGACGUUUCACCUUCUAAACAGAAACGCAGCUCUCAGUCAAACUGUAAAUCAGAAUGUCUUCAGCAGUGGCGGGGUUGGGGGCAGGGAGGGGAGGCACCAAGACCAGAAAGAACGGAAACCGUAAUGAAAGAAAAUGCAGAUAUUGACCCAAGCAACUCAGGCUUCAGAAAGCCGGGCUGGAUUUUUAAUUUCAGGUGUGGAACCUCAUCGGAAAUUUGAAUUCGUAAAUGUUUUGCCAGUGAGAUCGGUCUCCAGAAUUUUAGAAUACCCCAGGAAAUCAGACUUUUUUUUAAAAAAAAAUCUUUUUGUCCGCUUUGUAUCAAUACCAAGCAAUGAAUGAUAGUUUAAGAAACAAACCAACGGAGCACCCAGUUAAGCUUAUUCUGGGUCUAAAUUGAGGUUCCUUUCUAGAGUUGUAAUUAUAAACGGAAACAAAGAGGCAGGGGAUGGCCUGGGAUAGGAUUGGGCGGGAUCACAGCGACUUAAAUUUUGAUAAGGAGAAAUUUCUCUUGCGAUUCCCUUAUUCCCAACUUGCACUGGGUCUUGGGAACGGAAUCUGAGAGCCUUUUCCGCGCCUUGGGGAUUCCUCUCUUCUAUCUGCAAGUCCGCAGCAUUAGAUGCUCAAUUUCUUAUCCCCUCUUAGCACAGAGUGAUCAAAAGCCCCCGCAAAGCGGGGUCAGGAACAGAACAGAAAACCAAUGCAGGCAGCGAGCUACUCAACAACUAAUCACAAAGGAUGCAAAAUACAACCAACUAAAACUUUCCAGAAAGGAAGCAUAUGUUAUUAUUUUGCAUUGUGUCUCCCCCUACCCACUCGCCCUUACCGGCGAUGAAAUGUUUUUGGGUCUCCGGGCCUGGGCAUGGAGAGCAUCCUGGACAUUUCUCUUCUACUAUGGAAAUACAAGUAUGGUUUACAUGCCGCUAACCUACAGCAAUAGCACCUGUAAGCACCCGCUCCACUUUCAAGACAUUUAAACAUGUAAAUAUUUGUUUAAACUCAUUUAAAACCAAAACCAGUCUCAUAACUCCCUUACGAAAUAUCUUCAAAUGAACUGGAAUGAGAAAUCCAUGACUCUUUUUUAAAAAAAU
Molecule: messenger RNA, 2140 nt
Organism: Mastomys coucha (southern multimammate mouse)
Lineage: Eukaryota; Metazoa; Chordata; Mammalia; Rodentia; Muridae
Exons: 1
Coding region: 116-643 (175 amino acids)
Source: RefSeq, a predicted model, not a curated record